AUGGGAAACAACAGCAGCUCCACAGUGGAUGACCUACAGGCUGUGGAGAUCCACCACUGGUACAAGAAGUUCAUGACGGAGUGUCCUUCUGGACAGCUGACAGAGCAUGAAUUUAAGCAGUUCUUUGGGCUUCGAGGGCUCGAUCCGGAGGCCAAUAGGUACAUUGAGCAGAUGUUCCGCACAUUUGAUAUGAACAAGGAUGGGUAUAUUGACUUCAUGGAAUAUGUGGCUGCCCUCAGCCUUGUUCUCCGAGGGAAGAUGGAGCAGAAGCUGCGGUGGUAUUUCAAGCUCUAUGAUGUAGAUGGCAAUGGCUGCAUUGAUCGACAUGAACUGCUCAACAUUAUUAAGGCUAUUCGAGCUAUUAAUGGUGGUGACCAUGAAACUAGUGCAGAAGAGUUCACCAACCGAGUCUUUGACAGGAUUGAUGUGAAUGGAGAUGGUGAACUUUCUUUGGAUGAAUUUGUGGAGGGAGCAAGGAAAGACGAGGAGUUCAUGCAGGUUAUGAUGAAAAGUUUGGACCUGUCUCACAUUGUGGCCAUGAUCAACAACCGUCGGCAUAGUAUAUAAAUCAAGCUGGGAGAAAAUGCUGUGCCUAUAGACAGAAGGGUAUAGAAACACAAGGAAGGAGAGACACCAUUUUUUAAAACAAAAUUUCCACAAACAUGAAUAUGGAAGUAGGAACAGAAAGACACUGCUAAAUUUUUAUCUGAGUGCACGUUCCUGUACAAAUACUGAAGCUUAGCCAUGUAAAUGCAGGACAGGUUCAGAAAACUGGAUCUGCGUGUCAGUAUUUGACUUCCUAAAAUUUAAAGACCAAAUUUCAGGGCACAAAUUUCCUCCUUAUUCUAUGUCCCAGAUUGUCACUUUGCAAUGGACUGAAGGUAAUGCCAAGUUUGUGAAGAACACUAGCAGAACUGGAUGAUGACAUGUACAAAAGAAGAGCUUCAAACUGUUAUCAACAUAGAGAACUGUCAAAAGAAUGUAACUUGUGCUGCUCUUGUCAUGACAUUGGUUCAUAAACACCAGCAUGGUUGUCCAUACCAGAUGUGCUUCUAUUUGGUAGUCUCUACAGGAGUAGUUUUAGUCAUAAGAUCACAGGAACUGGAAGAAAAACCAGUCUGUCAGUGACAAAUCUGUCCCAGCUGCACUGUCAGUAAUGCAGAUGUUUGAGCUUUCUGUGAUCAAAGAACUCUACCAAAGAAGUCAACAGUCUGGAGCAGCUUCUGUAACCAGAGAAAAUAUGCUGCUCAGUUUCCCAAAGCAUUACUUGAGAGAUCAAAUCUUUUAUACACUUGUUGCCCUGCUUAUUCUCUUCUCAUACAACUGAAUCCCUGAAAGUGUUCAAGGCCAGGUUGAACAGGGCUUGGAGCAACCUGAACUAGUGAGUGGCAUCCCUGCCAAUGGCAUAGGGUUGGAACUAGGUGAUCUUUGAGGUCCCUUCCAACCCAAACCAUUCUGUGACUCUAUGAUAAAUGAAGUAUGUGAAGAUGAUCUUGUUGCUUCACAUGUUCUUCAUUGGGGUUUCAUUUUGGUCUUGAGGAGACAACCUAAUCAAAACAAACAUCUCAGCAAGGUGACUUGUGAAUCCUGCUGUUCAUGUGAAUGCCAGAGUGAAGUUAAUACUCUGUGCUGCCACAAAGGGCUCUCUGUACAGAAGAGUGAUGUAGCAUGGAUAGAACCUCAGCAAAGUGUCUUGUUCACUGACAUUAGAUAAGGUCAUGAUCAGAAGCUCCUUUGACUUCAGAGAGAGAACCAGAAGGAAAGAAGAAUGCAGGAAAGGUUCAGCUGAGUGCCUAUGCCAUAGCUGGCAUGUUUUUCCUGUGCAGGAGGAAGAACUUGCAGACUUUAGACUGGACUUAUUCUUGCUCAUAUUUAAGCUUCUGUGAUGUUCAUAUGUGUGUUGGGUUUGCGUGGCCACGUUUUGGCUGCGGGGGGGUGGGGUGGGUGUCUACAGGAGUGGCUUCUGUGAGAAGCUGCCAGAAGUUUCCCCCUUGUCCAGCAGAGCUAAUGCCAGCUGUCUCCAGGAUGGACCCACCGCUGGCCAAGGCUGAGCCCAGCAGAGAUGGCAGUGACACCCUGGGGAUAAGGUAUUUAAGAAGGAAAAAAGUUAUUGGGCAGAAGCAAUUGCAGCCAGAGAAGAGAGGAGUGAGAAUAUGUGAGAGGAAUAGCUCUGC
Lepidothrix coronata (blue-crowned manakin) is the source of this 2174-nucleotide messenger RNA. Its product is annotated as guanylyl cyclase-activating protein 1-like. The record is from RefSeq and is a predicted model, not a curated record. Gene Ontology annotation, molecular function: calcium sensitive guanylate cyclase activator activity; calcium ion binding. Bases 1 to 567 code for a protein of 188 amino acids. NCBI's taxonomy places the organism in Eukaryota, Metazoa, Chordata, Aves, Passeriformes, Pipridae. The transcript is spliced from 4 exons.